This is a messenger RNA of Camellia sinensis, 2190 nucleotides long. Its product is annotated as disease resistance protein RPM1. Lineage: Eukaryota; Viridiplantae; Streptophyta; Magnoliopsida; Ericales; Theaceae. Gene Ontology annotation, biological process: defense response to other organism. Gene Ontology annotation, molecular function: ADP binding. The record is from RefSeq and is a predicted model, not a curated record.
AUGGGCAAAACUACCCUGGUAAGGAAGAUUUAUGAAGACUCAAAAGUUAAAAGGCAUUUCCAAACCCAUGUUUGGAUCACAGUUUCUCAGACAUUUGUGGUUGAGGAGUUCCUAAAGGACAUAAUUGUGCAACUCUUCGCUGAGAUCGAGCGACCAGUCCCUCGAGGAAUUAAUAACAUGGGCAGCCAUGAUCUGAAAAUGCAAAUAAACGAAUUUUUGAGUCAAAAGAGGUAUGUAAUUGUUUUGGAUGAUAUCUGGAGGAUAGAUGCAUGUAAAGCUCUAAAAUAUGCAUUACCUAACUGUCAUUUUGGGAGUCGGGUUAUGCUCACAACACGAAUUGCUGAUAUAGCUUCCACCACCAGCACCAUAUUCGAUGGUAGUGUCAUAUAUCCUUUAGAACCCUUGUCACAGGAAGAGUCUUGGAACCUAUUUUGCAGAAAGACAUUCAAAGCAGACACUUGUCCUCCACAUUUGAAGGAAAUUGCUGUAUGUAUCUUAAGAAGAUGCGAAGGAUUGCCACUUGCAAUUGCGGCAAUCAGUGGUCUUCUGGCUACAAAAGACAAAGGUAAGAUUGAUCAAUGGGAGAUAGUUCAGCGCAGCCUUGGUGAUCAUAUAGAAGGUGAUGACAAACUUGAUAGUAUGAAGCGAAUACUGUCACUCAGUUAUGAUGAAUUGCCGGGCUAUUUGAAAGCUUGUUUCCUGUACUUCAGCAUUUUCCCCAACAAUUAUUUUAUUAAGCGUAUGAGACUGAUUAGAUUGUGGGUGGCAGAAGGAUUUGUACAAGUAAGAGAAGGGCAGAUGCCAGAAGAAAUUGCUGAGAGCUACCUCAAUGAGCUUGUCAAUAGAAGCUUAGUCCAAAUAGCAACAACAACUAGAAAUGGAAGGGUUAGCACAUGCCGCAUCCACGACCUUUUGCGUGAAAUUUCUCUUUCCAAGUCAAGAAAACUAAACUUUGUAGCAAUUGCCAACAUAAACAACACGCAGUCGCUUGAAAGAAUAAGGCGCUUGUCAAUUCAUAAAACAUGUAGAAAUGUGGAAAAGAGCAAGAGGUUCACCCAUCUUCGUUCUCUGUUCACGUUUGGGGUAGCAGACAUGCCAUCUAAAUUACCCAUCUCUACAUUGCUUACUGGUGUCCCCAGGCUGCUCAAGGUAUUAGAUUUGCAAGGUGCACCUCUGGAGUCUCUUCCAAAUGAAAUCUUUGAAUUGUACCUUUUAAGGUAUUUAAGCUUGAGAGGAACAACGGUGAAAAAGAUUCCAAGCUCUAUUGGGAGGCUUGUAAACCUAGAGACACUGGAUCUCAAACAUGCCAAUGUAACUGAAUUGCCUGUUGAAAUACUAAAGCUCCAAAAACUAUGCCAUCUUUUGGUGUAUCGUUACGUGAAAAGAUCUUCACCCUUUCACUCCACCUACGGUUUCAAGCCACCAUUGGGGAUGGGCGAUUUGCAAUCCCUGCAAAAGCUCUGUUUUGUUGAAGCAAAUCAAAGUAGUGACUUAUUACGUGAGGUAGGAAAGCUAACCCAACUGAGGAAGUUAGGCAUUACCAAGUUGAGGAGAGAAGAUGGGGUGGCAUUGUGCUCCUCCAAUGAAAACCUUCGCAACCUUCGCUCAUUAGAUGUAAAUUCAGUAGAGGAGGAUGAGGUCAUUGAUGUCCAACACAUGUCUUCUCCUCCUCCCUAUCUACAACGGCUAUGGUUGCAAGGACGUUUGGAGACUCUACCACCUUGGAUAACUUCAAUGCAUAGCCUAGUCAAACUACGCUUAAGGUGGAGUCGGCUAAGGGUUGAUCCACUGGAGUCUCUUCAGGCUUUGCCAAAUCUAGUGGAACUUCAACUUCGCCAGGCGUAUGAUGGUGAUGUAUUACAAUUUAAGGCUGGAGGGUUCCAAGGCCUAAAGAUAUUGCAUCUUCAUGACUUGAAAGCGCUGAGAAGGGUCUCGGUGGAAGAUGGGGCAAUGCCUCAUCUGGAAGAUCUCAAGAUUAUCUGCUGCGAAUCACUAGAAAACGUUCCGGCAGGUAUUGAAUUCCUCACCAAUCUGAAGUCACUUGCUUUUUCUGACAUGAAAAAUGAAUUGAUUAUGAGACUUGAGGGCAAACAAGGUAAUGACUAUUUGAAAAUCAUGAACAUCCCAGAAGCUUAUUAUUAUGCCUUCCGGGAUUGCAAUCGGUGGAAUAAAACUUCUCUGUUAAAAUAG